Bathycoccus prasinos is the source of this 891-nucleotide messenger RNA. RefSeq lists its product with no specific name. The transcript has a single exon. Gene Ontology annotation, molecular function: translation initiation factor activity; RNA binding. Gene Ontology annotation, cellular component: eukaryotic translation initiation factor 3 complex; cytoplasm. The coding region runs from base 1 to 891 and encodes 296 amino acids. The record is from RefSeq and is a predicted model, not a curated record. Lineage: Eukaryota; Viridiplantae; Chlorophyta; Mamiellophyceae; Mamiellales; Bathycoccaceae.
AUGGCGAUCGCAGAACCUCAGACGACUUCAAAGAAAGAGGACGAUGAAAUCUCUCUGGCGGAUUCCGACGACAUGGGCGUCGACGACGACGCGGCGUUCGCGUUACCGCCGACCAAAAUCGAAAUCGAUCCUUCCACGGGGAUCAAAACGGUCACGGAGUACCGAGUGAAAGAAGACGGAUCGAAAGUUCGGUCGAUCAAACGAGUGAAAGUGCACAAAGUGUCCAAAACGGUGACGAAGGAAAUGCUGGAGAGGAAAAACUGGGCCAGGUUUGGCGACGCGGCGAGGUAUAAAACAGGAGACGAGAGCAUGACGGCGGUGUCUUUAGAGGAGAUUUUCUUGGAGCGAGCGAGGUUGCAACCGAAAUCGGAGUUGGAGAAAGCGAACGAUCCGUUGAAGGCGAUGGCGAGCAGUCAAACGUCUCUGUUAGUGUGUAGAAUUUGCGGGAAGAAAGGGGAUCACUGGACGACGAAGUGUCCGUAUAAAGAUUUGGCGGCGAUGGGCGACAAACCGCCGGGAAGCGACGGACCGGGCGGCGAUAAAGCCGGCGGCGGCGCCGGCGGGUACGUGCCGCCGUCGAGAAGAGCCGGGGCGAGCGCUGGUGAAGGUGACUCCAUGAACAGACGAAGAGAAGAAAAUUCGGUCCGAGUAUCCAACUUAUCCGAAGACACGAGAGAGCAAGAUUUACAAGAGUUGUUCAGACCGUUUGGUCCCGUGACCAGAAUCUACGUCGCGUUCAACCGAGAAACCGGAGAGAGCAGAGGGUUCGCUUUCGUCAAUUUCGUCAACAGAGACGACGGUCAAAGAGCCAUCGACCGUUUGGAUGGGUUCGGUUACGAUAACUUGAUCUUAAGAGUCGAAUGGUCCGCGCCGAGAGAGGAAAGACGAUAA